AUGGGUCUCAGAGCUAGUAUUAUCAGCCUUGCUCUCGUGGUGCUAGCAAGCACAACUUGUGCUGCCCUUGGUCAAAAAACCAAUCCGGCAGUUGAUCUGGGCUACGCGACAUACCAAGGCUCCUACGACCCUCUAUAUGACUUACACAUUUUUAAAGGUAUCCGAUAUGCUGCCCCUCCAGUUGGAUAUCUGAGAUGGCAAGCACCACAGGCUCCUUCUGUAAAUAGGGCUCGUAUUAUAUCUGCGACUGAACAGCCGCCAAUUUGCCCUCAGUCUGGCGGUGCAAAGCUUCCAACAGAAUAUGGAUUCAACUCCGCUCUCGGCGAUGAGGACUGUCUGUUUCUUAACGUGUAUGCUCCGUCGCAUGCAAGAGAUCUCCCAGUUCUACUCUGGAUCCAUGGUGGUGGAUAUGGACUUUACGGGGCAGAAUACGACCCAAGUGAUUGGAUAAAGACCAACGACAAUGGCUUUAUUGCAGUUAUGAUCCAGUACAGACUAGGUGCAUUUGGCUUCUUAUCUUCCGAAGAUGUAUACAAAAAAGGUAAAACCAACGCCGGUCUGUUAGACAUGCGUUUUGCUCUUGAGUGGGUACAAAAUCAUAUCUCGAAUUUCGGUGGUGAUCCUUCUCGCGUGACUAUUGGGGGUGAAUCCUCUGGUGCUGGUGCGGCAAUGCUGCAGUCCAUGGCUUAUGGCGGCCGAGAAGACCAUCUUUUCAAUAAUAUUAUUGCCGCAAGCCCAUAUACGCCGACACAGUAUAGGUGCAAUGAUGAAGUGCCAACUGGCCAUUAUCAUGAGUUUGCGAGGCAUGCAGGGUGUUACCAUGAUGGAGAUUCCAAUCAUUCAAGUAUCUUUGACUGUCUUGUCAAGGCGGACACUAUCACGCUUCAACAUGCCAGUGGAAACGUUUCAACUUCUGGUGCAUGGGGCACAUUUGCCUUUCUACCCGUCAUUGAUGGAGACUUCAUCCGGGAUCUACCAUCGAAGCAGUUGCUAGAGAAGAAAGUGAGCGGAAAACGGGUUUUAUCAGGUAGCAACGCCAAUGAUGGUGUCCCGCUAAGUCCACCAUACAUCAAAAGUGCAGAGGACUUUUUGGCAUACAUCAAAUCUUCAUUCCCUCUUUUCACAGAGGUCGACUUCAACCACCUUCUUAGUAUUUAUGGCUUCAACUCCUCUUCUCCCACCAGCAAUAAGCUCCUCUAUGAUACCCUCGGUGAUAGAGGCCUAACCGCCAACAAUCAAUCCGAGUUCUCAAAUGGGCUUCAGCAGACGGUAUUCAACAUCUUCGCUGAAACAGCCUUCGACUGCCCAUCAUACUGGCUCGCCGAUGCAUUCUCAGCGAAUGAAACCACAAGCUGGAAAUAUCAAUACUCCGUCACUCCCGCCUACCACGGUGCAGACCUGACAGCUUAUUUUUCUGUUGGGGCAACGACACCCACUCGCAGUCUCAUGUACGCUGUUCAAAAGAUUUGGGGAUCAUUUAUUAUACACGAUUCACCUAUUAUUUCCGUUUAUGAUGCCAGGGGUGGAGUUUACAACGCCACUGUCCCCGAAGGUGCAGAUGGUGAUAUCUCGUGGCCGGCGUGGUGCGAGUCUAAGCCGGUGUUGAUGAACCUGAAUACAACUGGUGGCACUCUGCGUUAUCAUAGGGUGACUGAUCACCUUGCGUUCUGGAUUCGUGAAGGGCGUGAUAUCUCGAAUGAAUUUAGCCUAGCAAAUGCAAGCAGCUGGGAGGGUGGUCGUGGGGAACGCUGUCAGUUUUGGCGAGAGGUUGGUCCACGAGUACCCCAGUAG
Messenger RNA from Penicillium taxi, 1791 nucleotides. RefSeq names its product putative carboxylesterase. NCBI's taxonomy places the organism in Eukaryota, Fungi, Ascomycota, Eurotiomycetes, Eurotiales, Aspergillaceae. The record is from RefSeq and is a predicted model, not a curated record. Bases 1 to 1791 code for a protein of 596 amino acids. The transcript is spliced from 5 exons.